AGCUUAAAAAUGUCUAGCGAUGAUUAUGAGUCAAUUGACACGCCACGUGUAGCUUCACUAGCUGAUAUGAAUCGACUUCCUACCCAAUCUCGUCAUUCAAGUUAUUCAACGGAUGACGAUGAAGACGUGACUCCUACACCAUCAGCUUCUAAUUCUGCUCCAAAAAAUACAAUUCUAGACCCUCUACAAGCGCAGUUUCUUCACCCGAAUUCUGAAAAUUCUGAUAUAGACGAGCCUCGUGUGCAAUUGCGCGAAAAGAAAAAAGCGACUCGUGCACAAGAUGCAACUGUUUCUCAUUUCUUGGAAGAUCAAGUUCCUAAUCAGAAAUUCAAAAGGAGAAGCGCUGAAAGACAUUCAAUGUUGGCUGGAGCUGCUGAUUUUGCUAGUCGUAGGAGUCCAUUUCAUUUAAGUGGAGCGAAUGGUUCUGGAAGAUGGACUGAUUUGUUCUCAUCGAGCAGAUUUAAACGAAAACAACGACAGAAAUUAAAUAAUGUUCCAUCAUCGUCAUAUUCAAACAAUGACUACGGUACAUAUGCAGGCACACAAAGUAUUGGAGGUUUCUCGAUUGCUUCAAAUUCUUCAGGAGAAUCAUUUGCCUUGUCAGGAACUGAAGACGAAAUACGAGAAGAAUUCAGGAAAAUUAUGCUCGACAAAGGUCUGCCCGAAGCUGAUAAAAUUAUUUCUAAUACGCCACUUGAUCAAAUGAAAAUGAUGAUUGAGAAUUCGAGAAAACAAGAUAAUCAGGCGAAGGGAAGGUCUCCGGAAUGGGUUGUACGAGUAUUGGGAGAAAUAUUGAAAACGAAAAACAUUCCGGAAUGCAAGCAGGAUAUUGUUACUGUACGGGUUCAGCUAGUUGGUCAAGGUGUUUCAUUUCUUAAUAAGUUCGCCGUAGAAGUUCAUGACGAGUCUGGUCGCACUGGAGCUGAUCUUAUCUGCUGUCUCUACUCAUUAGUCUUGAAACGACUGAGAAGCAGUGAAGUUGGCUCGAAAUAUGAGCUUGAUUUGAUUGAUUUCUUGCAAGAAAUCGUCAGAUGUGUCCGAACGCUAAUUAAUACACAUGUUGGCCUUGUUCUUGUAUUGCGACGGAACUCUCCUGUAUACUCACUUCUCAUUCAAACAUUAUGCGUCCUGAACAGGCGAGAGCAAAACGAUCAUGAAGCAGCUGAGAUUCGAGCUAUUCGGGUUGAUGUGGUUAGAACAUGUUAUACGUUGAUUUUUGUUCAACAUGAUACGCUGUCAACUCCGAUUGAAAUGACUGGUCAACAAAAGAUGUUCAUGGAGUUGUCCUUAAUAGCUAAAGCUGAAUCCAAACGGCUCAAUGAACCAGUUUCUCGAUUUCGGCCCCUCAUCAGCUGCAUCGAUUUUCUAGAAUCCCGCGAUCCAAAACAAGGAAUGUACGUACUUCUGAUGAUAAAUAUGAUGAUCAAUGGUGUCGAUCGUAACAUAAGUGAUGAUCAAAUGUGGACAGAAGAGACGAUGUGGCAAGCACGAAUGAGAUUAAGGAGUGAAGCUGCAAAAGAUAAACUUCACAAGUACAUUGAGAAAUUCACUACAUCUGAAACUGUAAACUCGCAAAUUCGGGAUGUUGCUCAGAACAUGCUCACUGAGCACAAUGCAGAUUUGGAAACACUGAUGGGGAAGCUUGAAAAUGUAAAAGGAGAAUAUGAUACCUUGGAUGGAUGUUUUGAACUUCUUGCCGCCAACUCUGAAGCCACCGGAACCGAGACAGUGCUCCUUUCAAUUUUACAGCUUAUGACUCUUACUAAUGAGGAUAUGUCGACGAAAAGAUCGUAUAUGAAACUCAUCGAGACAGCCAUAUCAGAUAUUCUUCUGCAUCGAACUCCAAUCGAUCCACAAGCGGAUUAUAAGUUUGUGUUUGAGGUUCCUGUGGCCGAGAUCAUUGAUAAAAUGCAAGACGAAGAGAUGGCCAAAAAAGUUCGACAAGCCACGUCGGCCAAACAGGAAGCUGUUGCAAUGCAAGGAGAAUACUGGAAAACAUUAUGUGAUUUCCAGAAAGAAGCUGAAGAACUGAGAAAACAUAUAAAUGAUCCAAAAAUACCUCUUCCUCCGCCAACGAAGAUGAACUUGUCGGCUCCAUCCACAUCUGCUGGUGGAUCUUCAGCUCUACCGCCAAUAACUGGAGGUCCACCACCACCUCCAGGUCUCCCACCAAUCACAGGAGGGCCGCCUCCACCUCCUCCUCCUGGUGGUCUUCCUCCAAUCACCGGAGGACCCCCGCCGCCGCCUCCACCGGGAGGAUUGCCUCCAAUAUCUGGAGGUCCUCCACCACCUCCGCCGCCUCCUGGAGGAUGUCCACCUCCACCUCCUCCACCACCACCGGGAGGGUUCAAGGGCGGACCGCCACCACCACCUCCUCCAGGCAUGUUCGCACCGAUGGCUCCCGUGAUACCUGAUUACCUUCCACCCAAGAAGGUUCCAAAGGUUGAUGGUCCCAUGAGAAAGUUCCCAUGGGGAGCACAUACUAUCAACCCUCGGGAUAUUCCAAGAGAGUCGUUCUGGGUUGGAACAAACGAAGAACAGCUGACCAGCGAUCGAAUGUUCGAUCGUUUACGAACCAAAUUCGCCACGAAACCUGCUGCAAAUAGUGGUACUCUUGGUGGUGUCUUGAAUAGCAAAAAGAAAGUGAAGACAGCACAAGUCAUUCAUGACGAUAAAUUACUUCAAAAAUUGGGCAUUCUUCAAGGAUCAAUCAAAAUGUCGCAUUCAGAGCUCAAGCUGGCGAUUUUGGAAGUCAACGAAAAGGUUUUAACUGUCGGAUUCUUGGAGCAACUUCGAUCAGCAAUGCCAGUGGAGAAGGAGCUUAUUGACAAGCUGAGAGCGGUGAACAAGGCUCAAUUUGAGGAAAUGCCCGAGGGUGAACAAUUUGUCACUCGUCUGCUCCAAAUUCAAGGUCUUCCGCUUCGUCUCGACUUGGUUCUAUUCAAAAUGCGAUUCUCUGAAGUGUUGAAUGAACUGAAACCAGCCAUGUCGUCAGUGAUGGAAGCGUGCGAAGAAGUACGAGCAUCUGAAGGAUUCCGAACAUUUUUGAAACUUGUUUUGGCGACUGGAAACUUUAUGGGCGGAGCGACAAAAAACUAUUCGAGUGCUUACGCGUUCGACAUGAGAAUGCUGACAAGACUGGUUGAUACAAAAGAUGUCGAUAAUCGGCAUACUCUUCUACAUCAUUUAAUUGAAGAAAUGAAGAGAAUCGAUCCAAGACGAGCACGAUUUGCUCUCACCGACUUCCAUCAUUGCAUUGAAUCGUCCCGAGUGAAUGCGGAUGAAAUUCGAAAAACUGUUCAACUGACAGAGAAUAACAUUAAAAAACUGGAGAACUGCUUAAAAGUGUACAAAAUUCAAGGAGAACGUGAUUUAUUCGACGAGAAGAUGCGGCCGUUCCACGAAAAAGCUGUCAAAGAGUUCUCCACAGUUUCGUCAAUGUGUGGAAAGAUGAAAAACGAUUGGGAGUCGUUGGUCAAGUAUUAUGCAUUUAACGACAAAAAAUAUCCGAUGGAAGAAUUUUUCGCCGAUAUUCGCACCUUCUCUGAGCAAUAUUCGAAUGCUUGGAAAGAGUUGGAUGCCGAAGCAGAAGCAAAACGAAAAGAAGCAGAAUUUGAGACACAGAAGCGGAAGCAGCUGCAACAAUCUCAACAAGAAAGGAAGCCGUUACAAGAGAGACAGGCGAUUAAUAGAGUGCCAAGAACUCCGGCUGCGAUGAUUCGAGUUUCGACUGCUGCCGAUAAGGCUGGUGUGCUCGAUGAGUUGGAGCGUGCUACAGGAAAUGCUGAUUUCCUUCAAACCUUGAUGUCUGCCACAAAUUCUCGAACUCCUCGUUCCGGAUUGCCAGCUCGAACUCGCGGAGGUGGAAGACUUGGAGGAGGACUUGAUCGGCAAAGAUCACGACAUCAGAAUGCUUUGGGUCAGCUUCAAGAUCUCACUGGCUGCGCAUCGGAACCGGUUCUUUCCGGACAGUUUGCUCGAUCACGCAACGUUCCUCAAAAUGAUCUGCAACGACAAAAUAUGGAACUUCCAUCAUCAGUAAAACCAACAACGGCGCUUGAUAGGGCUAAAGCAUUUGGAGUUGGAUUGCCGAUUGGUCAGAAUGAGCUCAAAGUUCGAGUGAGAAGGAAAGGGCAACCAGCUGUUCCAGUUACGAAUAUCAAUGGAACAUCGCAAAUCUCACCAACGCACAAAGAAAACGAUCCGACGGGUUCCUCGUCAACUUCAUCUGGUCCUGCAUCAUCAAACACGGCUACAUCAUCAUCAUCAGGCACAGUGGUGCCAUCAACAGACGAUCUUCUCGCACGUCUUAAUGAUUUCUGAAAGCUCACAUCGGUUGUCUUAUCUAUAGAUCUAGUCAUUCUCCGUCUCUAUUUUUUCUGUAUUAUUGCCACAUUUUUCAUACUUUAAUUGUCAUUCACAGGGUCCCUCUUCUCGUUCCAUUUCAAUUGCUCGUUGUAUUUUCAUCAGUUCACUUUUCCUUUCUAUUUUCUUUAGGUAAAUAUUUUGAGUUUAAAAA
This is a messenger RNA of Caenorhabditis elegans, 4519 nucleotides long. It is a transcript of the gene cyk-1, whose product is annotated as WAPL domain-containing protein. Gene Ontology annotation, molecular function: actin binding; small GTPase binding. Lineage: Eukaryota; Metazoa; Nematoda; Chromadorea; Rhabditida; Rhabditidae. Gene Ontology annotation, biological process: actin cytoskeleton organization. The transcript has 14 exons. The record is from RefSeq and is marked reviewed. The coding region runs from base 10 to 4323 and encodes 1437 amino acids. Gene Ontology annotation, cellular component: cytoskeleton.